CGUCAUGCCGACCAAAAGCAUUGUGGGUAGAACAUGGGGAGAAUUGCGUAAGGUUACGGCAGGCUUCAGAACCGCUGGAUGCAGCGUGUGACCCGCGGUCCUUGGUCCUGUCGCUGCCCGCCUCCCCGCUCCCAUGCAGCGGGUCACCGGCCUGGUUGCACGCCGGCAGGUCCGCGGCCUCGCUGCCGGGGUUCAGAGCGGGAAGAGCGGCUCGAUCUGCUGCAGGCACCCGGCUGUCGGGCUCCUGCACCACCGGUGUCAACAGCGGGCGAGGUUGUGCACGGCUCCCGCCCGUCCUGUGGGCGUGAAACCCGGGCAGAGAAGCUCCGGGUGGAGGUUCGUGUUUGCCGGGGAGCAAGGCAGACUGUUCAGCUCCCAGGCUGGAGCCGAGGAGCCGCCGGGGAGCCCCGGAUCCCAGCCCCGCAUCUCCGUGGUCGGCAUCCCAGACCCGCUCACCUGGAUCCGGUGUAAAGUCAUAACGUUCCUGAUCGAGCUCUACUUUCAGGUGGACAUCAACUCUGCAGAGUUUCACAGAGGAGUGAAGCAGGCUUUGGUCCAUGUUUCCAACAAGAUGUCCAGAGGGAGAUACCACGAACUGAAAGGAGUCAUCACCGAUGAGAUGAGGGAAUAUGUGGAGGAGAAGUGCAAGUCCCUCACUAAGGCUCAGAGGAGGCAGCUUGCGGUCAACAUGGAGGACAUCAUAUUUGUGCUGCCGGAGGACAUCUCGGUAGUGUUCGAUGAGCACGGCCGCAAGUUCUGCUUCGUCGUCAUGAGGUUUUGGCUCGUCUCGUCACACGAGGGUCCCGACGACCCAGAGGGCACCAAAAUCUUCAAGGUGGCCUCUAGUGAAGACGGGAGCCCACAGAGGAAACUGGCAACUGCUGUUUACGAGUUCCACGGAGAGCUAAAAACGGGAACCUCUCCUGAUUGGAUGGUAACAACUGUUUGGCACUGGCACUGGAAAGUAGCUGAGUGAAUUCACUUUAUGACGUCACCAGGAUACAACAACAAGGAGGACUGUCUGCUAAAUGUGCAUUGUUUGGGAGAACACACUCAAAGCGGAUUUCUGUCAUAGGAGAAGAGACUUGUAGCUCUGACGCACUCAGAACUCGGCAGCAGAUUCAGUCAUGGCUGAAAAGUAUGGUAACCUUUUUGCCAAUCAUUUAAGGGUUUACAUUUAAAGGGGACAUAUCAUGCUUUUCAAAUUUAGUUUUUCACAUUGAAAACAUUCAGUUGGGGUCUAUAUAAAGUGGAACUGCAACGCUUUGGUCUGAAUUCCUAGUUAAUCUCCCCCUGCGUUGUUCUUUUUGCCCCUGUUCUGAGGUGCGCCUCAGAGCAACUCGUUUUGGUGCUGUCUCUUUAAAAUCACAGCGGAAAAUAAAAAUGGUGGAUUCGCCAAAAUUGGUAUGCUGGAAGUCCAUUACCUUGAUUAGCAGCUCGGCAGCAAAUACUGUGACGUAACUGUUCAAAAAACUUAAUAGAGAACAGAGAAAGCUGAAUGGCUUGAAAAAUAUGACCCAACUAGAAUAUAAAGAUACCUACGCAGCCCCUGGAGAGUCUACAUUGAGCUUUUCUACACUCCUACAGACUCCAAGUACACAACAAAAUGUGUUUAACGGCUAAAAAAGUGGAUUUUGCAUGAUAUGUCCCCUUUUAAAGACAUACAAAAAUCCUUAUGGUUUUUAGAAUUUGGGUAAACACAACCUCAAAUGAAUAAGGAUAGACAUGUGUCACCAUCCCACCAUUUCUAUCAUGGAAAAACCCCAAAACUAAAACUUUGAAGAGUUAACUUGAUACCAUCAUGAGACAUAAACAUUGACAGAGAGACUGUUGUUGUUGCUCAUCUAUCUGGGAAAGGUCCUAACAACAAGGAGAGAGUUGAGAUUGAACAAUUGGUCUGACCUCAAGAUGAAUGAUUGUGAUUUUCAUACACUGCUUCUGCAUUUGGGUUUUAUUCAUGACAAAUAUUGAUAUGAUGUGAAAUUUUGUUCAUUUGCGGUUGCUUUUAUCUAAUUUUUAAGACCUGUUCAAGGCUAUGCCUAUGCAAAGGAAAACAUUGAAAACAGGUAAACCUACUUUUAGCCUAACUGUAAACAAACCCAUAUCCUACUUGAACUAUUCCCUUGAUGCCUUUAACACUCCAGAACAUUUAAAUGUUAGGACAUUAAAAUUUUUACCACAAACAGUUUUUCCCCCAGCAGCUUUUCCUACAUUCUUUUGUGUCAGUAGUUCUGUUUUCAUCACCUAACCAACAUAAAGCAUGAAACCCAUUUGACAUUUCAGCAGAUUGUAAGUAUGCAAUUUCCAAACAGCCUGUAAAACCUCAACCUGUAAAAAAAAAAAAUGAUUUAGUUCAAAACCCAUUUUACCAAAGUGAAGAAUGUUACUCAGGACCGCUGAGUUUUGUAUUAUGUUCUAUAAAUAAACUGCUUGAUCUUAAGGGA
Molecule: messenger RNA, 2444 nt
Organism: Fundulus heteroclitus (mummichog)
Lineage: Eukaryota; Metazoa; Chordata; Actinopteri; Cyprinodontiformes; Fundulidae
Exons: 5
Coding region: 134-976 (280 amino acids)
Biological process (GO): protein insertion into mitochondrial inner membrane from matrix; inner mitochondrial membrane organization
Cellular component (GO): mitochondrial inner membrane
Molecular function (GO): ribosome binding
Source: RefSeq, a predicted model, not a curated record